Molecule: messenger RNA, 4490 nt
Organism: Pistacia vera
Lineage: Eukaryota; Viridiplantae; Streptophyta; Magnoliopsida; Sapindales; Anacardiaceae
Biological process (GO): cell surface receptor signaling pathway; protein phosphorylation
Cellular component (GO): plasma membrane
Molecular function (GO): protein serine/threonine kinase activity; polysaccharide binding; ATP binding
Source: RefSeq, a predicted model, not a curated record
AUGGAGUUGGUUUCUCAAUUACUGGUGGUGGAGAUGCUACUAAUCACAGCAGCAACUGCAACACCUCAAGCCAAGGAUGGCUGCCAACAUCAGUGUGGAGACUACGAAAUCCCAUUUCCAUUCGGAACAACUCCUGCUUGUUACCUAAACGAAGAUUUCCUCAUCACUUGCAACCAAACCUAUAAUCCUCCCAAACCAUUUUUACGGAAAACACUUAAUCCUGUUACCCACAUAAGCGUCGACGGUCAGUUGCAGGUGUUGAGCACUGUAGCAAAAGACUGCAAUGGAGGAGGAGUCACGUCCGGGAACUUGGAAAGCAAGUUUGAUUUGAAAAAAUUCAGCAUCUCUAACAACGACAACAAGUUCACAGUUAUUGGCUGUAACAGCUACGCUACCAUUGAGGGUCGGAAAUCUGGUCAUUCGUUCUUAACUGGCUGCAUUUCUUUAUGUGAUGACAUUGAAGAUGUGGAAAACGGAUCUUGUACCGGCGCUGGCUGUUGCCAGAUAGAUAUUCCUCGAGGUCUACAACAUAUACAUUUUACGGUUCAUAGCUAUGACGAUGAGGACAAUGUAUCCAAGUUCAAUAAUGGUAGAUGCACUUAUGCUUUCGUUGUUGCAAAAAGCAAGUUCAGUUUCUCCUCCAAUUACCUUAAUAAUUUACCGGAUGAUAAGUUUCCUAUAGUGCUUGACUGGACAAUAACUGGGGAUGGCAACUGUACGGAAAGAAGCAACAAGUCAGAUAACGCGUGCAAUGAAAACGCAGUGUGUUAUGUGCCUAAGGAUCAGCAGAGAUCUGGUUAUCGGUGUGAGGAUGGGUACCAAGGGAACCCAUACCUCUCUCAUGGUUGCCUAGACAUUAAUGAAUGCGAGAAUUCGACACUCAAUGAUUGUGUAUAUGGUCAUAUAUGUGAAAACACAGAAGGGAGUUAUAGAUGCAGGUGCCGGAAGGGGUACCACGGGGAUGGAAGAAGAGGUGGAGAAGGUUGUUUUUCUAAUCCAUUUUCAGUGACUGUGAUCGUUCUUGGUACUGGGAUACUCUUUCUGGUUCUUCUCUGCAGUAGCUCAUGGCUCUACUUGAUGUGGAAGAAAAGAAAGCUCGUCAAGCUCAAAGAAAAGUACUUUCAGCAAAAUGGUGGUUUUCUUUUACAAGAGCAACUUGCAAAACGCUCUGGAUCUUCUGAUUCUGCCAAAAUUUUCACUGCUAAAGAACUCGAGAAGGCAACCAACAACUAUUCUUGUGAUAGAAUCAUUGGCCGAGGAGGAUUUGGCACAGUGUAUAAAGGAUUCUUAACAGACAAUGACAAUAGCCCAGUUGCCAUAAAGAAGUCCAAAGUAGUGGACAAAAGUCAAAUGGACCAAUUCAUUAAUGAGGUGGUUGUGCUCUCUCAAAUCAACCAUAGGCAUGUAGUCAAGCUAUUGGGCUGUUGUUUGGAGACGGAAGUUCCUUUACUGGUUUAUGAGUUUGUGAGCAAUGGAACCCUUUUUGAACACAUCCAUAGUAGAGAUAAGACGUCCACUAUUUCCUGGGAAACACGUCUUAGGAUAGCAGCAGAAACAGCAGAAGUACUUUCCUAUUUGCACUCUGAUGCUUCUACUCCAAUUAUCCAUAGAGAUGUCAAGUCUUCCAAUAUACUCUUAGACGAUAAUUACAACGCAAAAGUGUGUGAUUUUGGAGCUUCAAAGUUAGUUCCAAUGGAUGUAACUCAAUUGUCCACAAUGGUACAGGGAACUCUUGGGUAUUUGGAUCCAGAAUACAUGCACACUAGCCAAUUAACUGAGAAAAGUGAUGUUUACAGCUUUGGAGUAGUCCUUAUGGAGCUAAUGACAGGAAAGAAGCCAAUCUUGUUUGACAGGCCUGAGGAAGAGAGAAAUCUGGUUGUGUAUUUUCAUUUGUUAUUGAAAGAGGGUUGCUUAUUUGAAAUUAUUGACAGUAAUAUAGUGAACGAUGGGAACAAGAAGAAGCUGGAGGCAGUGGCCGAGCUAGCAACAAUGUGUGCAAGUUUGAAUAGAGAGGAGAGACCAACAAUGAGGGAAGUAGCAAUUGAAUUAGAAAGAUUGAAAAUGAUGCAUGGCCACAACUUGCAGGAUAAUGUUGAAUUGAGAGCUGCAGUUAACCUUAAAAUGGGUUUGCGUGGAGUGCCUCUCCAAUUCGUGCUACUGCAGAUUCUAUUGAGAACAGCAGCUGCUGCUACAAUUCCUCUAGCCAAGCCUGGCUGCGAGGAUCGCUGUGGAGGCCUCGAAAUUCCUUAUCCUUUCGGUACGACCACUGGUUGUUUCCUAAAUGACGAUUUCUUAAUCACUUGCAACAACUCUUUCAAUCCUCCCCAGCCAUUUCUACGGAAAUCAAAAAUCCCUGUCACAAACAUAACCAUCGAUGGGAGGCUGCAUGUCAUGAGCACCGCAGGACGAGACUGCUACGAAGGGGGCAAGCGGGUAUCUGUGAGCAGGACUCGCCAGUUCUCUCUAUCCGAUUUCUCCAUCUCCAACACCGAAAACAAGUUCACAGUCAUUGGUUGCGAUAGUUAUGCUUACAUUCGAGGUGACUUAGGAAAUCAAACUUACAGAACCGGCUGCAUGUCUUUAUGUGAGAACAUCGACUAUGUCCAAAACGGAACUUGCGCCGGUAUGGGAUGCUGCCAGGUGGAUAUUCCUAAAGGGCUUAAACAAAUCACUUUCACUCCGUAUAGCCAGAGCAAUCACACAAAUGUUUCUGACUUCAAUCCAUGCACCUUUGCGUUUAUUGUUGAACAAAGCCAAUUCAGUUUUUCCUCCAAUUAUCUUUUGAAUAUAUCAGAGAAGUUUCCUACGGUGAUUGAUUGGACAAUCUCUGGGAAUGGCAGCUGUGAAAAUGCAAGCAGAACGGCGCCAUUGAGUUACGCAUGUAAGGAAAACUCCGAGUGUUAUGAUCCUGACGAGGGCGAUUCCGGAUAUCGUUGCAGGUGCAAAACUGGUUACGAAGGAAAUCCAUACCUCUCUAAUGGUUGUCAAGACAUUGAUGAAUGCAAUGACUCAAGUCUCCAUAACUGUGAACACAUAUGUGAUAACCAAGAAGGGAGCUAUACAUGCCAAUGCAGAAAAGGGUACCACGGUGAUGGAAGAAAAGACGGAGACGGUUGUAUACCCAAUCAAUUUUCAGUGGUUAAGGUCACUCUAGGUGUUGGCAUAUCCAUACUGAUUUUGCUUGUGAGUAGCUCUUGGCUCUACUUGGUGCUGAAGAAAAGAAAGCUCAUCAAACUCAAGGAAAAGUUCUUCCAGCAAAAUGGUGGUUUUCUUUUACAGCAGCAACUCUCCAAACGAAGUGGAUCUUCUGAUGCUACUAAAAUAUUUACGGCAGAAGAACUGAAGAAGGCUACCAACAACUACGCUGAUGCUAGAAUCAUUGGCCGAGGAGGCUAUGGCACAGUGUAUAAAGGAUUUUUAGCAGACAAUGGCCCAAUUGCCAUAAAAAAGUCUAAAAUAGUAGAUCAAAGCCAAAUUGAGCAAUUUGUCAAUGAGGUAGUCGUGCUGUCACAAAUCAACCACAGAAAUGUGGUCAGACUUUUGGGUUGUUGUUUAGAGACUGAAGUUCCUUUAUUAGUUUAUGAAUUUGUCAACAAUGGCACCCUCUUUGAGCACAUCCAUAAUAAAGACAAGGCAGAGACUAUUUCUUGGGAAACUCGUCUAAGAAUAGCAUCAGAAACUGCGGGAGUGCUUUCCUAUUUGCACUCUGCAGCUACCACUCCAAUUAUACAUAGAGAUAUCAAGUCUACCAAUAUACUCUUGGACAAUAAUUAUACAGCGAAAGUGUCUGAUUUUGGAGCUUCAAAGUUGGUCCCAAUUGAUGAAACUGAAUUAUCCACAAUGGUGCAAGGAACUCUUGGGUACCUGGACCCAGAAUACUUGCAUACUAGCCAAUUGACUGAGAAAAGUGAUGUCUACAGUUUUGGAGUUGUCCUCGUGGAGCUAAUGACAGGAAAGAAGGCACUUCUGUUUGACAAGCCAGAGGAGCAGAGAAGUCUUGUUAUGUAUUUUCUUACUUCGUUGAAAGAGGGAAGCCUAUUUGAAAUUCUUGAGAGUGAUACAGUAAAUGAUGAGAACAAAGAGCAGCUGAAAGAAGUGGCUGAGGUAGCAAAAAUGUGCUUAAGAGUGAGAGGAGAGGAGAGGCCUACAAUGAGGGAAGUAGCAAUGGCCUUAGAUGGAUUAAAAGUGAUGCCUAAACAUGCAUGGGAUAAUGCUGAAUUGAUUUCAGAAGAGACAAAGUACUUGCUCUGUGAUACGCCCGAUGUUAAUAAAUACGGUGAUGGUAGCACCUCAACGGCAACUGCUGGGUACGACAGCAUCAGAGACCAGAUAGUGGCCGCUGCAUUUAAUAAUGGGAGAUGAUUAUUGCUGCAUGAUUUUAUGAUGUUCUAUUAAGGACUUGAUCAUCACAGAACACAAGUAGGAAUUGGCAAAUUACCUUCUAUUAGAACUUAUUAUGAAAUGAUUUAGCAAUAGCUUCAUGUACAAAA